AUGGCAGACAAUACUACUCAUCACUACAUUUCAUCUUUCUUCUUGGUUGGUAUUCCUGGCUUGCAAGAUUUUCACUGCUGGAUCGGCAUUCCUGUCUGCCUCCUGUUUUCCCUGACCAUGCUGGGGAACAGCAUAAUCAUCAUUACCAUCAAACUAGAGCCAAGCCUCCACCAGCCUAUGUAUUUCUUCCUUUGCAUGCUGGCAAUGAACGACAUGGCCCUUGCUUCUUCCACAGCCCCCAAGAUGCUUGGCAUCUUUUGGUUGGAUUCUCACAGAUUUGACUUUGAUAUCUGCUUAGCACAAAUGUAUUUCAUCCACACAUUUUGCAUAAUUGAGUCAGCCUUCCUAGUUGCCAUGGCCUUUGACCGUUAUGUAGCUAUUUGUAUCCCACUACGUUAUACAACCAUCUUGACAACACCAAUGGUCAUCAAAAUGGGUUUAGUCAGUGUGACUCGAGGUAUUCUUAUGGUUUUACCCUGUCCUCUUCUUAUUAAGAGGCUACCAUAUUACACCAAAUAUAUCAUCAAUCAUGCCUAUUGUGAGCACAUGGCUAUAGUGAAGUUAGCCAGUGCAAACACCCAUAUUAAUAGAGCAUAUGGAAUCUCUGUGGCCCUUUCAGUGAUGGUAUUGGACCUCGGGCUCAUAGCCACAUCCUAUCUCAAAAUCCUUCAGGCAGUCUUCCGGCUCUCCUCUCAGCAUGCCCGCUCAAAAGCACUGGGCACCUGUGCCGCCCACGUGUGCACUAUCCUUGUCUCCUACACACCUGCCCUCUUUAGCUUUCUAACUCACCGCAUUGGCAAGAAGGUGCCUCCAAGUGUCCAUAUCAUUUUUGCAAGUUUGUACCUUCUGGUGCCCCCCACAGUCAAUCCCUUGGUAUAUGGUGUCAAGACAAAGCAGAUUCGUGACCGAGUGAUUGGUCUCUUUUUCCUAAACAAAAGAAUUUCUGAAAACUAAGAUAUUUAAAAACAAACCCAUGGUGGUAGACUCGGUUUCAUGGAGUCAUAGUACAUUAACAAAAGUUACA
Messenger RNA from Cervus elaphus (red deer), 1024 nucleotides. Its product is annotated as putative olfactory receptor 52P1. The record is from RefSeq and is a predicted model, not a curated record. Gene Ontology annotation, cellular component: membrane. The transcript has a single exon. Gene Ontology annotation, biological process: G protein-coupled receptor signaling pathway. NCBI's taxonomy places the organism in Eukaryota, Metazoa, Chordata, Mammalia, Artiodactyla, Cervidae. Gene Ontology annotation, molecular function: olfactory receptor activity; G protein-coupled receptor activity. Bases 1 to 954 code for a protein of 317 amino acids.